Messenger RNA from Malania oleifera, 1569 nucleotides. RefSeq lists its product as uncharacterized. Gene Ontology annotation, molecular function: nucleotide binding. The coding region runs from base 168 to 1250 and encodes 360 amino acids. The record is from RefSeq and is a predicted model, not a curated record. The transcript has 2 exons. Lineage: Eukaryota; Viridiplantae; Streptophyta; Magnoliopsida; Santalales; Ximeniaceae.
AAAUAAAUUAAACCAAAUGGGGAAAAAGCAACAGCGAGCAGCAUUCUCUCCGCUCCACACUAAUACUGAUUGUACUGAUUGGUCUUCGUCGUCUCUCCCCCCCCCCCCCCCCUCUCUCUCUCUCUCUUUCUCUCUCUCGCUUUGCGCUUACGGCGUACCCCUGAGAAAUGGCCGAGGAUCGAAUCCGAUUUGGCAUUUUGGGAUGUGCGGAGAUCGCUCGUAAAGUGUCUAGAGCCAUUACGCUCGCCCCUAACGCCUCUCUCUACGCCGUCGGUAGUCGCUCCAUCGACAAGGCCUCGAGAUUCGCCGCCGACAAUGGCUUCCCGCCGUCGGCCAAGGUCUACGGCAGCUACGAUGCUGUCCUUGACGACCCCGACGUCGACGCUGUCUACGUUCCCCUCCCCACGAGCCUCCACGUGUCAUGGGCCAUCGCCGCUGCCCGCAAGAAGAAGCACGUGCUCCUCGAGAAGCCUGUGGCUCUUAACGUCGCCGAGCUCGACGAGAUCCUGCAGGCUUGCGAAUCCAACGGUGUUCAGUUCAUGGACGGUACCAUGUGGAUGCAUAACCUGCGCACGGCCAAGAUGCGAGACUUCCUCUCCGACGCGCUGCUUUUUGGGGAGCUCAAAGUGAUAAAUGCCUGCUUCACGAUUGGUGCUGAUCCUGAUUUUCUCAAGAAUGAUAUUCGUGUUAAACCAGACCUCGAUUCUCUGGGUUGUCUUGGUGAUAUGGGGUGGUACUGCAUCAGGGCAAUUCUGUGGAUUGCAAACUAUGAACUGCCUAAAACAGUCAUCGCUCUGCAUGGGGCUGUUUUUAAUGAAGCAGGGGUGAUCAUAUCCUGUGGGUCGUCCUUACAAUGGGAAGACGGGAAAGUGGCAACUUUCCAUUGUUCAUUCAUAUCCAAUUUGACCAUGGAUGUAACUGCAAUUGGAACAAAGGGGACUUUGCAUCUUCGUGAUUUUGUCGUUCCAUUUAAUGAGAACCAAGCAUCAUUUUCAGCUGCUACAAAAUCUGGGUUUACUGAACUAGUGACCGGAUGGAACUCAGUGCCAAGUGAACACACAAUUGCCAUGGACAUUCCACAGGAAGCACGCAUGGUGACAGAGUUUGCUGGGUUGGUUAAAAGUGUUAAAGGAAGUGGUUCAAAGCCCGAAGAGAAGUGGCCAACCAUCAGUAGGAAGACCCAGCUGGUGCUUGAUGCAGUGAAGGAAUCGAUUGAUAAAGGUUGCAAGCCAGUCAAAGUCGUGUACUAGAUUGAAUUAUCUUGUAUUCAGUCUUUGUUUGGAAUUGGAAUAUUCUGUAUGUUGUUAAGUUCAACUUGGUUGUCGCGUGUGCUUGGACAUCAAAGGCAGCUGCCGUCGAGGUUUGUGAGUGUUUUGUUGUUGUUGUAUGAAUCUACCACUUGUAGCCAGCCAAAAAAAUGGGGAAAAUAAAAACCUGCGCUGUGGUGAAGGGGAUCACUUGCUUUGCAGUUUGAUUGUUCACAAAUAAAUGUAUCUCCCAUGACUGUAUGGGCAUUUGCCUGGAAAAAUCAUUAGUAAGCAAAUAUGAAAAAGCUAGAAGUUUGGGAAA